This is a messenger RNA of Salmo salar (Atlantic salmon), 6089 nucleotides long. Lineage: Eukaryota; Metazoa; Chordata; Actinopteri; Salmoniformes; Salmonidae. The record is from RefSeq and is a predicted model, not a curated record.
GAAAGCCAAGGCCACCCAGAGAGAACACGAGACCAUCUGGAGGAAAAGAGAGAGGGAGUGAGGAAAAGAGAGAGGGAGUGAGGAAAAGAGAGAGAGAGGGAGUGAGGAAAAGAGAGAGGGAGUGAGGAAAAGAGAGAGAGAGGGAGUGAGGAAAAGAGAGAGAGAGAGAGUGGGUGAGGAUGAGUGAGUAAAAGAGUACAGAGGAGGAAGAGUUAAAUUACUUAGGAGUAUUGUCCAGCAGCAGAGGAAUAAAAAGCAGGAGGGAUAAAGGUAGUUUUUCCCUGCCAGAAUUGGUCUCUGGCCAUAGAUCAGCAGGUCUUAACAGAACUUUGCUAUAUUAAGCUCUGCAGAUAAUCUUACUCUGUUGUAUCGACCCGUCACUGCUGUGAUUCGGCAGUGUGUGUUUCGGCCCUGUGUGUGUGUGUGUGUGUGUGUGUCCUUUCUGAUCUACUCGUUGGCAGCUGAUAGGGUUUUUAUGGGCCCGUGUCAGGCAAGAGCGGCUAGUGAGCUACUGCCCUGACAGACACGCUGAAACACGCACGCACACACACACCACAGACUCACACACUCUGUGCCAUUUACAGGCAGUAGAGUAGGUUUCUACUCCAGCACAUGCUAACAGACACAUGAGGGUAGGCCCCUUGAUGCAGUAACUCAUACCACCUGAGUGUCUGUGUCAAUAGACAAUCACAUUCUGAGGUUGUAUGUGGAAUCUCCAUGGUGCUCAAAGAUGAACAAUUGGAUUUAAGUGCCAUGCUACAUUAGUUGACAUGCUGAUGUGCUCAAACAGCAUUUUUCAGAACAGGUGCUGCAUACUUGAUCACAAAUCCUUUUUGAUUCUGUCUAUUGGAAAGUGGCAUUCAUUUCUGUGGAUUGAAAGUCAAAAUGUUGUAAGACUGACAGCGUAGACACCAAACAACUCUGACUAUCACUCCAUCAGUGUGCUGGGUUAGACUCUUAGAGAGCGAUCCCCUCUGAUCUUCAAUCGCUCCUCUUGCUGCUCUCCUCUGUCUUGUAGAUGGUGUUUCUUGCGCAGUGUCUGCUGCACUGCCUGACAAUGACGGGAGGAAAUAAAACAGGGCGGAAGGACAGACAACGGUCACUGAGAGGGAAAGAAAGACGAGCGUGUUUUUGAGCGAGAGACUGAUAAUACAGAGAAAGAGAGAAUGAACCACUGUUGUUGUUCAGACUGAAUCACACCAGAGAGUGUGGACUUGUUAGAGAAACACUGAAAUAACAUUGAACAUCUCAGAUCCAUGAUGGAGCUGGUCCCUAAAACUAAGUACACUCACUUCCGGAGUGAAUCUCUCAGUUCGAAUGACGAUACCAACUCCAACCCUUUCUCCCUCCCCCCUUCCACCCCCGCAACCCCCCUCACCCCUCCUGGGCUACCCUCCUCCCUCUCCUCCUCCUCUCUCACCCCCAUCCUCCCCCCUUCCUCCCCCCGCCGGGCUGAGAACAGCCCCACCACGCUCUGUUCCUUCUUCCCCAGGAUGGGAGCCCUUCGCCUGGGCAUCUCUGCCGCUCUACUCCCAGGCCUCAAGGUCUCCAGCAGGCCUCAGCGGGCUCAAGCCCCCAUGGGGUCUUCAGGGGGUAACAGUUCCAGCUCUCCCACUCCUCACCCCCCUCCCUGUCUAACAGCCCCCUCUCCCCCCCAUCGCCCCUUUCUGCAGGAUAUGAACCGGCUGGGUGGGGCGUCCAGGAGGGCGCGGGUGGAGGGGGGGCAGCUGGGGGGAGAUGAGUGGACGCGCCACGGCUCCUUCGUCAACAAGCCCACCAGAGGAUGGCUACACUCAGACCUUGUGGUCAGCACCACUGGGGUUGCCUACUCAGUACGGUAUAUGGGCUGUGUGGAGGUGCUACAGUCUAUGAGGGCGCUGGACUUCAACACCAGAACUCAGGUCACCAGAGAGGCUAUCUCAGUGGUGUGUGAGGCAGUGCCUGGAGCCAAAGGAGCCCAACGCAAGAGAAAGCCGUCGUCUCGCUGUAUGACGUCCAUUCUGGGGAAACGUAACCUGCAGUUUGCUGGGAUGACCAUCAGCCUGACGGUCUCUACCAGCAGCCUCAACCUGCUGGCCUCCGACUGCAAACAGAUAAUUGCAAAUCAUCACAUGCAGUCCAUCUCUUUCGCUUCUGGAGGAGACCCAGACACAGCAGAGUAUGUAGCAUACGUGGCCAAAGACCCAGUCAACCAGAGAGCGUGUCAUAUCCUGGAGUGUUCGGAGGGCUUGGCCCAGGAAGUUAUCAGUACGAUAGGGCAGGCCUUCGAACUACGCUUCAAACAGUACCUGAAGAACCCCCCCAAACUGGUCACCCCCCAUGACAGGAUGGCUCCGUUUGACGGCUCAGCGUGGGAGGAAGAGGAAGAUGAGGGAGCACCGCCCCCUGCAGAUGUUCCGUACUAUAAUAACUUCCCCGGGAAACAACCUCCUCCUGGGGGACUGGUGGACAUGAGGGCCCGCCCUGGGGCUACACUGCCCUAUGGACAACCGGGUCAGAAUGAUAUUCACAAGCAGCCGCUUCCCCCUCUACCAAUGGGAGCAAAGGAGGGAGGGCGGGACCUGUGUGAUGACCCCUCAUACGUCAAUGUGGAUAAACCCCGCCCCACAACAGCUGCAGCCAAUGGCAACGCUCACAGAGAUGCGUUCGACAUGAAGCCGUUUGAUGAUUCCCUGGGUGUAUCAGGUCUGGGGGUCUCAGCGGCACCCCCUCUGGUGGAACAGCUGCAGUGUGAGGCCUGGUUCCACGGCAGCCUGAGUCGCAGGCAGGCUGAGAGACUGCUGACCCGUGACGGAGACUUCCUGGUCCGAGAGUCAGGCACCACCCCUGGACAGUACGUCCUCACUGGACAACAGGGGGGUCAGCCCAAACACCUACUACUGGUCGACCCAGAGGGAGUGGUACGUACCAAAGACCACCACUUUGAGAGUGUGAGCCACCUGAUCAGUUACCACAUGGACAACAGACUGCCCAUCGUAUCAGCAGGCAGUGAGGUGUGUCUGCAACAACCAGUGGAGCACAGGGCCUGAACACACACACAAAUACAGCAAUGCAACACUCACACACUCUCAGAAACACUACACACACUCCCACACUGACCACAUUAAGGAAAGCCCAAAAAAAACACCUCUGUCACUCUUUCUGCCAAAUCAUUUGCUCUCUGCUUUUCCUCACACCCUCUCCUCCUGGAUGACUCACUGUUACCUCCGUGAUCCUUCCUUCUGUUCAUCCUUCCGUCAUCGAGCUCCACUACCUCCAUCCCUCCAAAGAACGAGGGAGUAACAUCUAGGAACACUUUUUAUUUUCCUUCUCAGUGGGACAGAAAUUAAUACAAUUUAGUGAAAAACUGAGCAUUAUUAAUUAAAUCAUGCCAUAGAAUCAUUCAGAACUGAUACAAUCAUAGUAAAGGAGGACUAUGGACCUUGGAGGGGAGGAGUGAAAGGUAGAGAGUGGUCUUGAGCCAGACAUGGCAGAGGAAACAGUUUCUCUCACCGUCACAGAAGCACUCCAAAGACUUGUCUGAUGAUUGGACUCAUCAGAGAGCUCAGACAUGGACCCUCCAAUCAAAUAUCAUUUGAACACAGGAACAGCCAAUCAAAUAUCAGUGGAACACAUGAAUAACCAAACAUGACUGAGAUCAGGCCUUCUGUUAAUAUGCAUAGACAUUUUUGUGUCCACACCAAUCAGGGCCCUCGCUCACCCUCAAGCCACUCCCAUUAAAAGACCUUUCAUCUUUGACCAUUGACCCCCUGAGUGAUACCUGGUGAUGUCACGGAGGACGUCUCUGUAUGCAAAAAGGGGGUUGCUAUGCCAACAACCAUUGUCUCAGUCUGUCCAAAUAUGGACACGGUUUCUUUCCGGCCUCCGAAGGUGGAGUUUGAUAAAAGGAUGUGAUUCAUGCCCAUCCGACAUCCACCUGUCUGUCUGCAAUGGACUGGUCUCCCUGUCUGUCUGCAUGGGACUGGUCUUACCUUUCUGCUCUGAUCAUGACAAAGAAAGUGGACUUGGUUGGACUGGGACAGCAGAAACCAUGGAGAUGACUCAUACACCAACAUACAGUGUGUUAGUCUGUAUCUGUCGUGUACUUUCAUUGGGAGUAUAGUGUCUUUACAUAGAGAGGGAUGGAGAGAAGACUGGGAAGAGGCAGGGGGGAGGUUCCACAUCUAGAGAUGUCAUCAGACUUAGACAUGAUGUCAUCUGAAAGAGCUCAAACCAAUUCUACGACGAUGUCACAGUCAACCCAAAUGCGGUCGGCACAAUUUAAUCGGUGCGGUGUUGGGAUCGUAGUUCAGAUUAUUGCCAAUAUUUGCUUGCUUUUCAAUGGAUUUGUUGUUAAUAUCUGUUUGCCCUGACAAUCUAUGGCCAUGUCUCUGUCUGGACGGGUGGGGGGUGGAGAGGUUGGGGGGGAAUACUGGAUGAAGUGUGUUUUAAUGCCGAAAGCAUCCGGUCCAGAGCAUUCAAAGCAAUGAUCUUAUCUCCUCUCCAAAUGUGCUGCAACACUUGGUCAGGAGAUUAGCUUUUAGCAUUAGCAUUAGUGUGUGAUGUGUUUCUUCUCAGCUCACUGCAGGGAAAACUGUUAUCAGCGCUGUUCACAACGAAAUCUGGGAGCUUCGCGAACGUUGGUCAAACGUUGGACUUUGACGUGUUCCUUGGAAUUAGAAGAUAGUAGAGGGAGAGAAAGCGGAGGAAUCAUCCACUCCUCUCCCUCCUUCUCUUCAUGAUAUUUUUUGUAUCUUUUACUCGUGCCUUGUUUCUUCGAUGCAGUCACCUCACUCCAGUGCAGUCUGUCACCUAAUGUACUGUGCUUAUUGUACAGUCAGUCAGUUGAUGUACUUAAUCCAAAUGUAGUGGACCGUUGGAUCCUGUCACAUGGUCUCUCAGGCCAACAAACACUCUGCAAAAAGGACACUGACUCUCACCACCCAGGUCCAGUGAUGGCAAUCCGCUCCUCUAUUGCACAUUCAUUAUUACUUCCUGUUGUCACUUGUUGUUGUCACGGUUGCUCGAUGUCGCAGCUCUCAUUGGAGGGAUUUCCACUCCACCUGUAAAUAACAUCAGAUCUGAUUGGUCGGUUUGAGUUCUUGGUUCUGAAAUGAAAGUCUUUAUUGUUUAGAUGUUAUUAAUAACAUGGGUGGGACAGAACCAGAUACUGUAUUUCACAUGUAAUACUCAGAAUACUUUUCUCUCUGAAUCCAAUUCAUUUUGAUUCUAGCCAAUGAACCAUGUCCAGGUUUUUGAGGGAGGCUGAAACCAAACUGUAAACGUGGAAGUGAAAAGUAAACUGGGAUCUGCCACCUGCUGCACAAAAUAUUUCUGUCUCAUCAGUAGGGUUGCAAAAUCCCGUGGUUUUCCAGAAAUCCUGGUUGGAGGAUUCACGGAAUUCCUGCUUAUUCGCUCGUGUAAUUCUGGUAUUAUUUUAACCAGGAUUUGUGGAAAACCGGGCAAUUUGGGGAAAGUUAUCUGAAUUUUGCAACUCUAGUCAUGAGAAAGGGCUCUGAACCUGGACAGGUAAUUGUUUUAUUCAUCUUUCUCAUUGUGCUUCUGUGUGUGUGUUGUGUGGAUGAUCAGAGUUUAUGGUUGGGAUUGUCUAGUUCUUACAUGGUGGCACGUGUGCUCUGUGUGUGAGGCCUUUGCUUCAUUCUGUCACAAACACACAGGAGGGACAGCUGUGUUAGACACCGACUGUUUAAGUGACUACAGGUCCUGGAUAGGCAACAAGAAAACAAGUAUACAAGCCCCAAGGUGUGUGUGUAAAAGGAAUAAUCUAUCCUCUACAUAAUUUGUGAAGCAUUCUAGCAUUGUCAUUGUUCAUCACAGUUGCCUUUGUUGCAUGGAAACCCUUUUUUACAGUUUCUAUAUUGUUGUUGUUUUGAUGUACUUUGUCAUUUGAGUUUUGAAAGCCAAAGGGUUAUUUUCAAUUAGCCUUCACAAAUAUUGAUUUAAUGUUUUACUUUUUACAGUUCUGUUGUAAUACUCUUGUUCUUUUGGGGGAAAAUACAUCUGUUUACACCUGUAUUUGAAAUCACAGAUUGCAUAUAUCAUGAAACUUUCUUGGUGAGUUUGGUUUUAAAAUGCAGUUUCUGGAUUUA